GGAGACAUGAAGAAGCUGGUCGUCAACGCGGACGACUUCGGCUACUGUCCCGAGCGUAACCGCGGCAUCGUGGAGAGCUAUCUCCAUGGUGACGUCACGACUGCUUCACUGAUGGCCAACACCGACGCUGCAGAGGAUGCCAUAAAGCUUGCCGUGCUCCACGCCAUCCCCCUGGGUCUGCACUUGAAUCUGACAGAGGGGCGACCGGUCAGUAACCGUCUGCGAGCCGGGUCUAGCCUGGUGGAUGGGGACGGGUGGUUCCACGGAAAACUGGGUGUCAGGAAGACCGCCUACAGUGGAAGCCUGGACACUGCAGAGGUUGGGGAGGAGAUAGAGGCCCAGCUGAGAUGGUUUGCAGACCGGCUGGGAAAACCGCCGACACACAUAGACGGACACAACCACGUCCAUGUGCUGCCAGGUGUCCGUGAUGUAUUCGCAGCCGCGGCAGCUGCAGCAGGUGUCGGGUGGAUCAGGCUACCUGUCCAGUGUGACCUCCCGGCGUGCCCCUGGGUCAGCGAGGCGCAGCAGGACUUCUUUAAGGAGGUGGAGGAGGACUGCCGAGACGCCCAACAAGUCUUCUUACAGAACGGACUCAAGUUGACUGACUCAUUUGUCGGCCUGGCAACCAUGGGGUCAGACAUGUCUGUCCAGCGCGUCUGCGAUUCGCUACGCGCUGCCUACAAAUCAGCCAAUCAGGAAGCCUCGUCGCCCGGUAGGAGUCAUGUGACCUGCGAGAUCAUGGUGCAUCCUGGGUACCCGAGCAUGCUGGGAUGCGGCGGGUGCGGCCAGGGCCCGGACGAGUUCUCGUUGUCACAUGACCGUCACCACGAGAUGACGGUCCUCGGCGACGAACGUCUCAAGACAUUUUACAAGGAGGAAGGGAUUGAGCUAAGUUCCUUCACAGACCUUUAACUUCGCCGCGUGCCUGUGAAGCUGGUGUGUUA
Branchiostoma belcheri (Belcher's lancelet) is the source of this 944-nucleotide messenger RNA. RefSeq names its product carbohydrate deacetylase-like. The record is from RefSeq and is a predicted model, not a curated record. The coding region runs from base 7 to 912 and encodes 301 amino acids. Gene Ontology annotation, biological process: carbohydrate metabolic process. The transcript has 5 exons. Lineage: Eukaryota; Metazoa; Chordata; Leptocardii; Amphioxiformes; Branchiostomatidae. Gene Ontology annotation, molecular function: deacetylase activity.